GUUUCAAAUAAAAUUUGUUUUUUUGGUAGUACACCAAAUUCCCGAGACCGAAUCGAAAAAAAAACUUUGUCCCAAACUAUCCAAAGAAAAUUAGUACAAAAAUAAAAUUUUCCCGAAAUGUUGCUCCUUCGAAACCCUUCUAUCCUGACAAGUUUCGCACGUAACUUUCACAAAAUCGCCCUCACUCAACCGAAUAUCCUUAAUCAACAAGUCGAAAAAGUUGACUCAUAUUCCAAAAUAAAAAUCAAUUCUCAAAUCAGUGUUAAAAUCCGACCAUACAAUGUCCAUGAAUGUCAGGACUCCAAUCUACUUCGUGCUACGAUUCGAGGUGCUGCAGAUAGCAAAUCUGACGAUGCCCAGUUAGACGUUAAAAUCCAUGACAAAGAUGUCGAAAUUACAAGUAAGACAUCAUCGACCCGCAAGGAUGCAGAACAGCUUGUCUGUCUUUUAGAGGUGCCCAUCAGAGCUGACAUUCUAAUCGAUACUGAUUCAGAAGUAAGCAUCGCCGAUAUGUACUGUGAGGAAUUGAAUGUGACCUCGAGCAAGGACAUAAACACGAAGAACGUCCGAAGCACCACAAUUGAUCUGUUGUCGAAAAAUGGAAAUAUACAAUGCAAUGGGUUGCUUCUGGGACAAAAAAUCAAUAUAAAAACCAACGAAAAUGGGUCAAUUUUUCUAGAUAAACUUCAAGGCGACUCAAUAAAUUGCCAAACAACCGAUGGAAAUAUCAAAACAAACUCCUGCUACGUGGAGGCUUCCAAGUUCACAACUGACAAUGGAACCUUGGACUUGAAAAACAUCCACAAGACCACUGAAGUUUGUGUGAAUCAAAUGGGAGACUUAUUCAUGACUGGAGUUCAUGGAAAUAUUCAAAUCCACUGCAAUGGUGGUGGCAACGUCAACGUACAACUAUCCGAAAUCGUCGGAGACAACAAAAUCAUCACAAAAACCGACGAUAAUGUCAUUAUUAAUAUCUCCGAUCAAAUUGAAGAAACUUCCUACAUCGAAGUGAAUUCCAAGAAAUUCACUCUCGACGAAUCUCUGUCGCAUUUAUCUGAUUGUGUUGAAAAUGAGAAUCAUUUCCGAAUGAGCAAGGAACAAGACAAUUGCAAUAAAUUGCUCAUCGAAUCGAAGGGUAAUUUGAUUUUGGGCAAACUUUCAUGGGCCGAUAGCAUGAAAAUAGCAAUGGGUUUGAAGGAAAUUUGAUUGUUGGUUGUUGUGAGAUGUUUGGAAGGUUAUGUAAAGUUGAUAUUGAUAUUUUCUUGCAAUAAAAUGUUUUAAAAUUUAUGUUUUGCAUAAAGUCAAAAGUAGAUGAAAUUAACAGCAAAAUAUUUUCACAUUAUUAUGUAAUUGGAUUGUAGAAACAAAAGACAAAAUUAAAGUUAUCUAUUUAUUCACAAAAA
Molecule: messenger RNA, 1403 nt
Organism: Eupeodes corollae
Lineage: Eukaryota; Metazoa; Arthropoda; Insecta; Diptera; Syrphidae
Exons: 3
Coding region: 118-1206 (362 amino acids)
Source: RefSeq, a predicted model, not a curated record